UAGCAGCUACUCAUGCGCUUUUCUAGACUGUUCCAGCGCAUUCAAGUGUGCUCUUUACGGGGCGGGUUAUACUCUUAUAAAGCCAAAUUAGACCCAGUGACAACUUAAGACUUCUACAGAUUUCUACACUACCAUCUUAAGACAUGGCUGGCGAAAGACAAGGCAGGAGAUAUCCACAAAACCUUCAGGGAGUGCUCCAACUUGCCGUGGAAGCUGGUUCUGCGGCGGAGGGACAAGAGCCGACCGCCCUGGAGCCCAUGUCUGAGGAGAGGAAGGCAUGGCUGAGGGAAGCGCUGUCUGACAUCUGCAAAGGCCAAAUGGACGAGGUGGAGCAGAUGAAACGAUGCUUGGAACAUUUACGCGCCGAAGAGCCAAACGACCAGGAGAGGGAGGAUGAGGAGGAGGAAGAUGACCGAGAAACAGCCUUUGAAACGCUGACAGAGCUGUGUGAUAAUCUUGACAACGCUAGAGACUUGAUGACCUUGGGCGGGCUAGAAUUGUGCGUCUCCCGGUACCUGAGCCACGAGCAGAGCGGACUGAGGUGGAGAGCAGCUGAACUGGUGGCGUCCUGCUCACAGAACAUGCCCCAGGUGCAGCUCUACCUCCUGGACAUCGGGACACUGCCCAGACUGUUGCAGAUGACCGACUGUGACUCCAACCCCACUGUUCGCGUCAAAGCCCUCUACGCCGUCUCAUGUUUAGUUCGAGAGCAGGAAGCAGGACUGAAGGCGUUUUUGUCCCUGGACGGCUUCUCGGUGCUGAUGAGGGGCAUGCAGUCGGAAAAUGAGAAACUUCGCAUCAAAUCUGCAUUCCUCCUACUUAACCUGCUCACGUCGCACCCAGAGCACAGAGCGACAGUCGUCUCUAUGGGAAUGGUUCAACAGCUGGUGUCUGUUUUGCGAACACCACAUUCACCUUUCCAUGAACAUGUGCUUGGUGCUCUUUGUUGUCUGGUAGAGGACUGUCCACAGGGGCUCAGAGACUGCCGGGACCCUGCUCUAGGUCUGGACGAGUUACUGAAGCAGAGAUCCACAGAGCUGCAGGGGAAAGAGGAGUGGGAGGAGGAGCUGGACUUCUGUGAGCGUUUGCGGACCUUGUGUUUUAUUGGACAACAGUCUGAAGACAACGGGAUGGACCGCUAACCACAAACUAAACAUACAGUACAUUCAUUCAAACUUGUAAAUACCUCAGGUGUAAAAACAAUACUUUUUCAAAUGUUUUUCACAUAUUUUUAAGUGGAGACAUUCAAUUUAUUUGGUUAUUUUUAGUAAACUUUUUGUUGUGCUUACAUUUUUUCUGACCAUUUGAUGAAAUAUUGCAGCAUUUUUCAUGUUGUACAUAUUUAUUUAUUGAAAAUUAUAUUAUGUCAGUUUAAAAAGAAGUAGAUAUGUAAUUACAAAGACAGAAUCCUCUUCAGUGUUUUCAAAGAUUAAAAUGUUUUGACAAA
Messenger RNA from Boleophthalmus pectinirostris (great blue-spotted mudskipper), 1447 nucleotides. RefSeq names its product HSPA (heat shock 70kDa) binding protein, cytoplasmic cochaperone 1 (gene hspbp1). The record is from RefSeq and is a predicted model, not a curated record. NCBI's taxonomy places the organism in Eukaryota, Metazoa, Chordata, Actinopteri, Gobiiformes, Gobiidae. The transcript is spliced from 8 exons. Bases 144 to 1142 code for a protein of 332 amino acids.